Messenger RNA from Mercurialis annua (annual mercury), 2535 nucleotides. Its product is annotated as tRNA-dihydrouridine(47) synthase [NAD(P)(+)]-like. The transcript is spliced from 9 exons. Bases 116 to 2200 code for a protein of 694 amino acids. Gene Ontology annotation, molecular function: tRNA dihydrouridine synthase activity; metal ion binding; flavin adenine dinucleotide binding. The record is from RefSeq and is a predicted model, not a curated record. Gene Ontology annotation, biological process: tRNA processing. NCBI's taxonomy places the organism in Eukaryota, Viridiplantae, Streptophyta, Magnoliopsida, Malpighiales, Euphorbiaceae.
UAAGCAGUCACCACUCACCAGUUAUCACUUGUCACCUUUUACAAUCAAAACCCUAAUAAACCCCAUAACGAACUAAAAAAACAGUAAACUGAGUUACUGAAGGAACUCGCUAACCAUGACCGAGUCAGCUACUGAACUCGCUGACGUUAGCAAUAACGGAACUUACCAAACGCCGGAACAGCUAGUCGCCAAAUCAAUAGCUCCGGUGAAAAAAGAAUUCCUCCGUCCUCGUCCCUCUGCUAGAACCGACCAAAACGAUACCGUUUCCGAUACUAAAAGCGCCGUCGCCAAAGAGAAGAAAUCCAAACGACAACUCAAACGCGAACGCCUACAGGAGAAGAAAUCAGGACUCCAUCUCUGUCCUCAAGUAGCUAAAACUGAAGACGUUAGUUCGUGUCGUUAUGGUGAUAAGUGUCGUCUUAGCCAUGACCUAGAAGCUUAUAAUGCUCAGAAACCUGAUGAUUUGGAAGGACAAUGUCCGUUUAAGAAUGGCGAAGGAGAGUGGUGUCCUUAUGGAUUGGCUUGUAGAUUUUACGGUACGCAUGAUGUUAAGGGAGGUAAUACUACUGAUACUGUGAAUAACUCGCGAGAUAGAAAUUCGGAGAUGAAUGUAUUUAAUAAGGAUGUGCAGAAGCUUUUGUGGAAGAAUAAAAUGAAGUUUCCUAAAGCUGAUGCUGUACUUAAGUCUCUUGGCCUCCUGGGACCUAACAGUUUCAAAAAGAAGGGUGACGAUGAGGAUGUUGAUAAGGCUUGUGAGAAUGAUUCUCAUGCUACUAAUGAGAAUGGUUGUGAUGGUGAAGUUGCCACUGAUUCUCACGCUACUAAUGGGAAUGGUUGCGAUGGUGAAGUGGUCAUUGAUGCGGCUAAUAAAUUGGAUUGCACUUCAGAAAUGUCAACCGAGGAUAAUACAGAUGGGACAACGACUGAUGAAAACAGACCCGUGAAAAAAGCGAAGUCAUAUGUUGAAGAGAAGUGUUGCUCUGGAGAAGAUGCUAAUGGUACAAGUAUUCCUGAUAAAGACCUGGAAGCUGGUUGUCCAGAAACUGAAUCAAAAGCUAUAGCUGAUGAUACGCUGACAGAAAGAGACGAAUGUUUAAAAACACAUCCACGAGAAAAAAAGCUUAUUGACUUCAGAGGAAAGCUGUAUCUUGCACCCUUGACCACUGUUGGAAAUCUUCCCUUCCGAAGGGUUUGCAAAGUAUUAGGAGCCGAUAUAACUUGUGGUGAAAUGGCAAUGUGCACAAAUCUUUUGCAGGGUCAAGCUUCAGAAUGGGCACUGCUAAGGCGCCAUUCGUCCGAAGAUCUGUUUGGUGUUCAAAUAUGUGGGGCAUAUAGUGAUACUGUGGCACGCACAGUUGAGCUUAUAGAUCAGGAAUGCACAGUUGACUUCAUUGACAUAAAUAUGGGUUGUCCAAUUGAUAUUGUUGUCACCAAGGGUGCUGGGUCAGCUCUUCUUAACAAACCAAUGCGGAUGAAAAGUAUUGUAAAUUCUUCCAGUAGUAUAGUGGAUACGCCUAUUACUGUCAAGGUACGAACAGGAUUCCUUGAAGGGAGAAAUCGUAUUCAUUCCUUAAUUGCUGAUAUUGGCAGCUGGGGAGCCAAUGCUGUCACAAUUCAUGGUAGAUCACGUCAGCAACGUUAUAGUAAGCUUGCUGAUUGGGACUACAUUAACCAGUGUGCCAGACAGGCCCCAGAAUCUUUUCAAGUACUAGGAAAUGGCGAUAUCUUUUCAUAUACAGACUGGAAUAAGCAAAAGUCUGACUGCCCUGAGCUUUCUACAUGCAUGAUAGCUAGAGGAGCAUUAAUCAAGCCUUGGAUAUUUACUGAAAUCAAGGAACAGAGACAUUGGGACAUCAGGUCUGGAGAACGAUUGGAUAUUUUGAAAGAAUAUGUUCAGUUUGGCUUUGAACAUUGGGGUUCUGAUACAAAAGGAGUGGAGGCAAUUAGGCAUUUCUUGUUGGAAUGGCUUAGCUACACAUGUAGGUACAUACCUGUUGGUCUUUUGGACGUCAUUCCACAAAAGAUUAACUGGCGUUCACCAUCCUACUAUGGUCGUGACGACCUUGAAACACUUAUGGCUUCUGAUUCUGCUGCUGACUGGAUUCGAAUAUCUGAAAUGUUGCUUGGUAAAGUUCCAGACGGCUUUACGUUCUCACCAAAGCACAAGUCCAACGCGUAUGACCGAGCAGAAAAUGGCUAAUUGGAGCUACUUGCAUAUUGUCAUGAAAUAGCUCUGCAAUACUGUUUCUCCAGGCCUUUUGGUGCACUUAGUCCCAAGAUUUUAAUGAAGUGGGAAUGAGAACGAGGGCAUUACCCAUUUUUUGGGGGGUUCAUGAUGAGCACAAUGAUGGUUAUAAUGCCACAUUAGCGGAAUCUACAACCAAUUUGGCUACCUGCAUGGAUUAAGUUUUGUAUUUAUUUCUUUAUCAUGCCAAAACACUGUAUUUUAAAUAAUUUAAGAAUUAUAAUAAUACUGAAUGCGGAAACUCAAAUUUGGGUUUUUCAGUGAUAAAAUAUAACGAGUUGAUGAUUUUA